AACGGCUUUUGAUUCAAACGCCCAUUGUUCUGAACAAUGGCCGAGGUUCAUGAUCAGUUUGACACCAUCUUGAUCCUCGACUUUGGCUCUCAGUACAGUCACUUGAUUACACGACGAUGCCGCGAGCACAAUGUAUACGCCGAGCUGCUUCCCUGCACCACGAAGCUUGCGGACGUCAAGUUUAAGCCCAAGGGUAUCAUCCUGUCCGGCUCGCCCUAUUCCGUGUACGACAAGGACUCGCCGCAUGCCGAUCCUGCCAUCUAUGACUUGGGCGUGCCGAUCUUGGGCAUCUGCUACGGCCUGCAGGAAAUUGCCUGGCACAUGAAGGGCAAGGUCUCCAAAUGCGACCACCGCGAGUACGGCUUCGCGUCGGUUGACAUUAAGAAGCUCGGAUCCAACUCGGCCGCAGAUGCACUCUUUGAGGGUCUUGGGGACUCGCUUGAGGUCUGGAUGUCGCAUGGUGAUCAGCUCUCGGAGCUACCGCCCAAUUUCCAUGUCAUUGGCGCGACAAAGACGGCACCUUACGCGGCCGUCGCACACGACACCAAGCCCAUCUACGGCAUCCAGUUCCACCCGGAGGUCACGCACUCGCCGCGCGGUCGGGAGGUGAUUGGGCGCUUCAUCAAGAACAUCUGUGGGUGCCGCGCGCACUGGACGAUGGAGGAAUUCAUCGGCAAGGAGAUCAACCGCAUCCGCUCAAUUUGUGGCCCCAAGGGACGCGUCAUCGGCGCCGUUAGCGGAGGUGUCGACAGCACCGUUGCCGCGAAACUCAUGCACGAAGCGAUCGGCGACAGAUUCCACGCCAUCAUGGUCGACAACGGCGUGCUGCGCCUGAACGAGGGCAAGCAGGUGCACGAGAUGCUUAACCGGGAUCUGGGGGUCAAUCUGAAGGUCGUCGACGCGUCCGACCUCUUCCUGUCGCGCCUGGAGGGCGUGGAGGACCCUGAGCAGAAGCGCAAGAUCAUCGGCAACACCUUCAUCAACGUCUUCGAGGCGGAGGCGGCGAAGAUCGAGGCAGAGGCCGAGGAGGACGAGAAGAAGGGUGCGGACGCUAAGGGCCGGAUUGAGUGGCUCCUUCAGGGCACGCUCUACCCGGACGUGAUCGAGAGCAUCAGCUUCAAGGGCCCUAGCGCGACAAUUAAGACCCAUCACAACGUGGGCGGCCUGUUGAAGGACAUGAAGCUCAAGCUUAUUGAGCCGCUGCGCGAGCUGUUCAAGGAUGAGGUGCGCGCGCUGGGCCGCCUGCUCUCUAUCCCCGCGCCGCUCGUCCAGCGGCACCCUUUCCCCGGCCCCGGCCUCGCCAUCCGCAUCCUCGGACCGGUGACGCGCGAGCAGGUCAAGAUCCUACAGCACGCGGACAGCAUUUACAUCGAGGAGAUCCGCAAGGCAAACUUGUACGACCAGAUCGCGCAGGCGUUUGCAGUCCUGCUCCCCGUCAAGGCGGUCGGCGUCAUGGGCGACAGCCGGACGUACGAACAGGUCAUCGCGCUGCGCGCGGUGCAGUCGGAGGACUUCAUGACCGCGGAUUGGUUUGUGUUCCCUGCGGACGUGCUCCGGAGGAUAUCGUCGCGAAUUACGAACGAGGUGUCGGGGAUCAAUCGUGUCACGUACGAUAUCUCCUCUAAGCCUCCUGCUACCGUCGAAUGGCUGUAGAGCCCUCGUGAGGGCGUGUAUUUCUGCUGCUUGUUGUUUGUUGUACACCCUAGACGUCCUUGCUAUCGAAUGCCGCUCCUUCCUGGCCGCCUUUUCUGGGUUACUCCGGAUUUGCUGUCGCC
This is a messenger RNA of Schizophyllum commune H4-8, 1775 nucleotides long. RefSeq names its product GMP synthase. Lineage: Eukaryota; Fungi; Basidiomycota; Agaricomycetes; Agaricales; Schizophyllaceae. Gene Ontology annotation, cellular component: cytosol. The record is from RefSeq and is a predicted model, not a curated record. The transcript has 10 exons. Gene Ontology annotation, molecular function: GMP synthase activity; GMP synthase (glutamine-hydrolyzing) activity; ATP binding. Gene Ontology annotation, biological process: GMP biosynthetic process. Bases 37 to 1653 code for a protein of 538 amino acids.